Clonostachys rhizophaga is the source of this 822-nucleotide messenger RNA. The record is from the annotation of a GenBank genome assembly. NCBI's taxonomy places the organism in Eukaryota, Fungi, Ascomycota, Sordariomycetes, Hypocreales, Bionectriaceae.
AUGUCUCCCACACUCCCAGGCUGGCGUCUCCUCUGGUCCGACGAAUUCAACGGCGCAGCUGGAUCUCUUCCCGACGAGUCUAAGUGGGAUAUCAAGAACAAUGUCCGCCCUGGCGAGUACAACCGUGAAGAGCAGCAGUGGUACAUUAAAGAUACCUGGGUUGUUUCCAUCAACGGAGAGUCCAUGCUUCACAUUAAGCCACAAUGGAACAACAACUGGUACUCGGCACGCCUUGAGGGGCGUGCCAGCUAUAGUUGCCCCGCUGGCAAGCAACUGAUGAUCCAAACCGAGCUUCGCACUGGUUACGCGCCCGAAGAAAACCAGUCUGGUAUCUGGCCCGCGUUUUGGACACUGGGGCAAGAUUACCGCAACGGCAUCAAGUGGCCUCACUGUGGUGAGCUAGAUAUCUUCGAGAAUGGCCAUGGGAGCAACUUGAUGAUGGGGGUAUUACACUAUGGAAAUGUUGGUGACCCCGGCUCUCAGCAAAUCUCCAGUGGACCUCGUCCAUUUGAUAAGAACGCCUUCAACACCUGGGCCAUCAAGAUCAACUGCACAUCCUCGAACUGGAAGGAUCAGAGCAUCACCUGGUACCAGAAUGGAAACGCGUUUCACCAAGUCUUUGGCCGACAGCUCACUUAUGGGAGAGAUGAUGCUCAGAGGGAAAUUUACUGGAAGAGGCUUGCCCAGUGGAACAUUUUCCCCAUCCUUAAUGUUGCAGUCGGCUCUUCGUUCCCUGGAGCUGGGCAGCCUAAUGCGAAUACGUCUAAGGGAUUGGAUGUGGGCCUGCAGGUUAAGUAUGUUGCCAUCUAUGAGAGCACAUAG